AAUGGCAUCUUACACAGAGACAUUAAACCAGACAAUAUCUUGGUUAUAACUAUGGAAGACAAUAUCAAGGCUAAUGGAAAGUUGACCGACUUUGGGUCAUCAAGAAAUGUCAACAUGUUGAUGACGAACAUGACUUUCACUAAGGGCGUCGGCACACCAAAAUAUAUGGCUCCUGAGAUUCUUAACAAGCAACACUAUAAGAUGUCGUCCGAUGUGUAUUCUUUGGGGGUCGCGUUCUACGAAACAUUAAUAUGGGGUGAAGCAUACCCCAAAAAAGACUUCAAAUUUGCGUGGAGUGUAGCAGACUUUGUGUCGAGUGGAAAAAGAAGAGCUUAUCAAGAAGGGAUGAAUAAAGAGGCUUAUAACAUAGUCUCUGGGAUGUGGAGUCAUGAUUUGACUAAUAGAACAUCGAUAGAAGUAUCUUCCAAACAAUUGCAGAACCUGUUUGAUUCUUUAUAG
Messenger RNA from Entamoeba invadens IP1, 459 nucleotides. Its product is annotated as tyrosine kinase, putative. Gene Ontology annotation, molecular function: ATP binding; protein kinase activity. NCBI's taxonomy places the organism in Eukaryota, Evosea, Mastigamoebida, Endamoebidae. The transcript has a single exon. The record is from RefSeq and is a predicted model, not a curated record. The annotation marks the transcript as partial. Gene Ontology annotation, biological process: protein phosphorylation.